Molecule: messenger RNA, 2918 nt
Organism: Meriones unguiculatus (Mongolian gerbil)
Lineage: Eukaryota; Metazoa; Chordata; Mammalia; Rodentia; Muridae
Gene: Cap2
Product: cyclase associated actin cytoskeleton regulatory protein 2
Exons: 13
Coding region: 173-1603 (476 amino acids)
Biological process (GO): regulation of adenylate cyclase activity; cytoskeleton organization; cell morphogenesis
Cellular component (GO): cytoplasm
Molecular function (GO): adenylate cyclase binding; actin binding
Source: RefSeq, a predicted model, not a curated record
UGUAUUUGGAGCUGCCGGAAGCCGCGGGCGACUCUCCCCGCGAGCAGCGUGACCGACUCGGGCUCCCGUGCAGGGGGGGAGGCGGAGGCAGCGCCGGGCCUGCGGGAGGAGGGCGCGAGUGGCCGGAGCCUGCUUUGCAUCACCCAAGCCAGGACCUGGGCUCCUCAGCAGAAUGUCGGACAUGUUGGGCCUCGUGGAGAGACUGGAAUGUGCAGUCAGCCGCCUGGAGCACCUGUCCGCAGGGUCUCACGGGCCUCCUGGAGACUUCGGAGAAGUUAAUGGUGUCAAUGGAGGCAUGGCACCAUCCGUGGAAGCCUUUGACAAGCUGCUGAACAGUGUGGUGGUCGAGUUCUUGAAGAACAGCAGAGUCCUUGCUGGCGAUGUAGAGAUCCACGCAGAGAUGGUACACGGCGCUUUCCAGGCCCAGCGUGCUUUCCUCCUCAUGGCCUCUCAGUACCAACAACCCCAGGAGAAUGAGGUGGCUGUCCUCCUGAAACCCAUGUCGGAGAAGAUUCAGGAGAUACAGACUUUCCGAGAGAGAAACCGGGGGAGCGACAUGUUCAACCACCUCUCGGCGGUCAGUGAGAGCAUACCCGCCCUCGGGUGGAUAGCUGUGUCCCCCAAACCUGGUCCUUAUGUCAAGGAGAUGAAUGAUGCUGCCACCUUUUACACUAACAGGGUCCUGAAGGACUACAAACACAGUGACCCGCUUCACGUGGAUUGGGUGAAGUCCUAUCUCAACAUCUGGAGCGAGCUUCAAGCCUACAUCAAGGAGCACCACACCACGGGCCUUGCUUGGAGCAAAACAGGUCCUGUAGCAUCCGCGGCAUCUGUGUUUUCUAUCCUCUCCUCUGGGCCUGGUCUCCCUCCACCACCUCCGCCGCCACCUCCCCCUGGGCCACCUCCACUUUUUGAGAAUGAGGGUAAAACUGAGGCGUCCUCUCCUUCUCGAUCAGCCUUAUUCGCCCAGCUUAAUCAGGGAGAAGCCAUCACAAAAGGGCUCCGGCAUGUCACAGACGACCAGAAGACAUAUAAGAAUCCCAGCCUGAGGGCUCAAGGACAAAUUCAGUCUCCAACCAAAAGCCACACCCCAAGCCCCACCUCUGCAAAAACGAAUUCUCCUCAGAAACACACUCCAGUGUUCGAGCUGGAGGGGAAGAAGUGGAGAGUGGAAUACCAAGAGGAUAGGAAUGACCUUGUCAUCUCAGAGACCGAGCUGAAACAAGUGGCUUACAUUUUCAAAUGUGACAAAUCAACUCUUCAGAUAAAGGGAAAAGUAAACUCCAUCACUGUUGAUAAUUGCAAGAAGUUUGGGCUGGUGUUUGAUAAUGUGGUAGGCAUUGUGGAAGUGAUCAACUCCAAGGACAUUCAGAUCCAGGUCAUGGGGAGAGUGCCAACAAUUUCCAUUAAUAAGACAGAAGGAUGCCACCUGUACCUCAGCGAGGAUGCGCUGGACUGUGAGAUCGUGAGUGCCAAGUCAUCUGAGAUGAAUGUCCUGGUCCCUCAGGGUGACGAUUAUAGAGAAUUCCCCGUUCCUGAGCAAUUCAAGACAAUAUGGGAUGGAUCCAAGCUGGUCACCGUACCCGCAGAAAUUAUGGCCUAAUCUCCAGGAGAUACCCUUCCCGGAGUCUGCUCUAGCAAAGAGAAGCAAGCAGCUAGUAGAUUUCAGCACACACCCGUCCUGUGUCAGCAUCCUGCAGUUCUGUGCUGUGGAAAUGGUGUCUUUUCUGGCACGCUUUUGUGGGCACUUUGAAAUAUUUAACAUUUGAUCAUGAUUUGUGUGUGAUUUUAGUUCCACAUGAUAACUAGUGAGCACAUCAGAAUUAAAAAAAAAAAAAAAAAAGAAUCCUGUUCCCAUCAUAUCAUGAACUCUGUAACUGGUAAAUAAAGGCCCCUGCUCCUUUCUUCACUUAGGUUCAAUUGCUGGUUGAAAAACGAAGCCUUAGAACAUCUAUGUAUGUUUUCACCUUUUAGCCAAAUUUAAUGUGAUGAAAUAGUCUUGUGCCCUGAAAAAUACGACUCUUCUUUUUAAUUUUUACAUGUUCACCAUUAUCAGCAUGGAUACCUUGUCAACAUGAACUUAUACUUCAAUUAUGCUUUUACAAACACACACAUAUGCACCAAGAGGAAAAUUCUAAGGACCAAACUCAGUUUCUAGGUCCUGGAGAAAACAAAAUAUCCUUCAAAGUUACUGAAAAACAAAAAGUGUUCUAACCAUCCAUCUUAAAUAUUUUUCUGCUGAAUCACUUGAAAACUCUUAUUUGUCUGCCUAUUCCUAAGACAAAGGGCAGGAGGGGACUCAGUCCUUGUUUUUUGGGUUUUGGGUUUUGGGUUUUUUGCUAUGUAAUAGUUCACGGUUCUGCUCCAACAGCUCAACCUUUGCUUUCUGGUUUUGAAGUCGCUCACGCUAUCGACCACCCUGCUCAGGUCGCUAACGCUCAUUAGAGGUGAGCUCCUUUUCCGUCGGCCUGGCUCGCUGGCGCGAACCAGCUAACCAGCCUCAAAGAGGGACUCCGAGAGCCGCCCCAUUGCUGCCCGCAGCACGCGUUGUCUGGCUCUGCUCCGGUCUUCCGGUUUUGAUAGUACACGCUUUUUUUCAGGUGAACAAAUGCUCUCUGUGUCUCCCCUCUGCACACGGCUGAGAACCCUGCAGCUUUUUAGGUCACGCUUAACGAAAUGGAGCGCGAUGCUUUUGGAGCCCGUGGGAGCUAGGCUGUGCGUGUGAGGGCCUGUCUGAGUAUCAUUUUCAGUUUCUGAAUAGCUUCGAUAUCCAUACGGUAUUCAGGUCGGUGAUGUUUGUAUAUCAAGAUUUUGCUAUAAACGUUCCGUCCUUAUGAAUCAUGUUGUGGCUUAAGUAAAUAUAAUUUUUGAAAAGUAAAGUAAUACUAAGUAAAAAAGUAAUUGUUUCAGUACUGAAA